CGGUCACACUGAAAGUCAACCAUCAAAAAAUAUUUCACAGAAUUGCGUUGUCUUUUGUUUUUUCAUACCCAAAUUUUUCAGGCGGUACUUUUCGCCGCCUAGAAGUCUAAGAUCCAUAGUAAUCCCAAUUCCGCGAAGAGCAAGCGGAGCACUGGAUUCGCUGCGCUGCGUUUGUUGAAUAAAGUAGAUUUUGCAAAACACAGAACCCAAGUAAAACGUGCACACGGGUGCAUAUAAGCAAAAACAAGUUCCGUAAAAGUAAACUUAAAUAGUAAACUGCGAGAUGCCCAAGCGCGGCGGCGGAGGUGGCCAUCGUUAUAAUAACAAUAGCGGCAGCGGCAAUGGCGGAGGAGGCGGUGGCGGCGGCGGUGGACGUUAUUCCGCGCUCAAAGACUUUGAUGAGUUGGAGGAUCACCAGCGCCGCAAGGAUCGCAACAAGCGUCGCGUCAGCUUUAAGCCGCCACAAUAUCCGCAAAACAAAAAGGAUAUCAAGCUGCGUCUGGACGAUGUACGUCGCUGGGACGAGGAUGAUGACAUGAACGAAAUGACCACAGCAGCCAGGGAACGUCCCACUUCCCGGCGACGCGGCUCACCCAUACCCCGCGGCAGAUUCGGCAAACUAAUGCGCAACACCUUUGGCUGGUACCAAGUAACGAUUCACAAUGGUCAGAUCUAUGACAAGGAGACCCUCCUGCGGGCCAUUAUGGCAGCCAUGUCGCCGCAUGUCUUCAUCCCCCAAUAUUGGCGCUCGGAGCGCAGCAGUGUCAUGUUCUUUACGGAUGACUACGAGGUGGCCGAGCGUAUCCAACAUUUGGGCAGGAAUGCCCAGCUCCCAGAUGGAUUCCGUUUAAUGCCACGAGUGCGCAGUGGUAUACCGCUAGUGGUCAUCGACGAUAAUCUCAAAGAGAAGAUGAAGUUGGUUAUGGCCAAGCGUUACAAUAUACAGACCAAGGCCUUGGAUCUGUCGCGCUUUCACACCGAUCCCGAUCUCAAGCACAUCUUCUGUCCGCUGUUCCGCUCGAACGUGAUGAGCACUGCCAUGGACAUUAUAUGCGAGAAUAUACCCGAUCUGGAGGCCAUUAAUCUCAAUGAUAACUGCAUGUCCAGCAUGGAGGCAUUCAAGGGAGUGGAGAAGCGUAUACCCAAUCUCAAGAUUCUAUAUUUGGGUGAUAAUAAGAUUCCCUCACUGGCCCACUUGGUGGUGUUCCGGAAUUUGAACAUCCUGGAGUUGGUGUUGAAGAACAACCCAUUCCGCUCCCGCUACAAGGAUCAUCAUCACUAUAUCAGCGAAACCCGUCGCAAGUUCCCCAAAUUGCUUAAAUUGGAUGGCGAGACCCUGGGCCCGCAGGUCGACUUCGAUCUGGUCGAUUCGGGACGCAUGCCCGAGCCCAAGGCCUCCUUCCUGUGCGACAAUGCCGGUGCUGAGGUGGUGCGCCAGUUUCUCGACCAGUACUUUCUCAUCUUUGACUCGGACAACCGUCAGGCUUUGUUGGAUGCCUACCACGAGAACUCCAUGCUAUCCAUAACCAUGCCCUCGGCCAGUCAGGCGGGCAGACUAAACAACUUUUGGAAAUUCAAUCGCAAUCUGCGCCGUGUGGUCAACAAUGAUAGGGAUGACCACCGCACCCGCCAGCUGAAGUACGGCCGCCUGGCCUGCGUGUCCACCUUGGACGAGUGGCCGCGUACCCAGCACGAGCGUCGCACCUUCACCGUUGAUCUGACCAUUUACAAUGCCUCAAUGAUGGUCUUCACCGUAACCGGUUUAUUCAAGGAGCUUAGCCGUGAAACCAACAAUACCAACUACGAUCUGCGCCACUUUGCCCGCACAUUUGUGGUGGUGCCACAGAACACGGGGUAUUGCAUUCGCAACGAGACCAUCUUUGUGACCAGUGCCACCAAUGAGCAGUCACGCGAGUUUAAGCGCUCGCAGCAUCAACCGGCUCCCGGAGCCAUUGCCUCAACAAGUGCCGCGGCUGCCGCUGCCGCUGCAGCUAGCUCCCCUACGGGAGGCCUGCAGGGUCGCCUGAAUCCCGUUGGUGUGGGCAAUGUGGCAAACGUGGCUAUAUUGCCAGGAGCUCAAUUGGGCACCACCAGUCCGUUGGCCACUGGUGGAGGAGCACCAGCAGCACCGGCAGUAGCCGCUGGCCCAGUUGCGCACGAUGAGAAUACGAAAAUGCAAAUGAUACAGGCCAUGUGUGCCCAGAGUCAGAUGAAUCUGGCCUGGAGUCGCAAAUGCCUGGAGGAAACCAAUUGGGACUACAACCAUGCCGCCUAUGUGUUCGAGAAGCUCUUCAAGGACAACCAGAUACCGCCCGAGGCCUUUGUUAAGUAAAUGCAUCAAAUGAAUGCAUCUAGAGUAACGGAAGCAGAGAGAAUAGAGAAUAGGGAGCACAGAAUGGGGGGAAUAGAGAACAGAAAGGCCAGGUCACAGGAUACAAGCCAAGUAUCUUAAUCGUAAAGCAGCACAGCAAGCCAGAAAUACGUUAAUAUAAUGUUAAUGAUCCUGUAUAUGUACACACACUCUUUUUGUUUGUUUAUUUUUGUUUACACUUCUUCAUAUUGUAAUAAAUAAGAGCAUGCGUGUGAUCAUAAGCUGGGCCACUCCUGUGUAAUGGCCAAUCGCGAACCCAACCGGUUUUGGAUAGGUUUAUUUCACCCGCCUUAAGUUCUGUCAAUUCCCUUUAGUUUUCGUUUAGGAAUUGUUCUAGCGCCCUAAGCACCCCCCAACACCCCCAGCCAAUGCUGAAAUGUAAAUGUUGUAUCAAAAAGCAAACAGCUAGAAAAAAAAAUAUAUAUAUAUUUAACACGAAACUGUAAAACGAAGGCCUCAACCCGAGAGUUUGUCAGUCCCCCACCCGGUACCUAAACCUUUCCUCCAUCCUUAAUAGCCCCCCUUAAGGCUAUUAAGGAUGGUAAGGUUAAUUCGGUGCAAUACGGGCCAUUUUUCAAAAAUUUAUAGCAAAACGGCUAAAGUUUGGUGAAUAAAUUAAAAAUUAAGUUCCAAUUGAUUAAGAGUUGCGGUAUAUAGGAGAUAUAUACUUAACAUACUUAUUACCUGUAAGGCUCACGAAAAAUAAAUAUAUCGGAAGCAAAUGUAAA
Drosophila kikkawai is the source of this 3099-nucleotide messenger RNA. It is a transcript of the gene sbr, whose product is annotated as small bristles. The record is from RefSeq and is a predicted model, not a curated record. Gene Ontology annotation, biological process: poly(A)+ mRNA export from nucleus. Gene Ontology annotation, molecular function: protein binding; RNA binding. NCBI's taxonomy places the organism in Eukaryota, Metazoa, Arthropoda, Insecta, Diptera, Drosophilidae. Gene Ontology annotation, cellular component: nucleus; cytoplasm.